Molecule: messenger RNA, 1625 nt
Organism: Nelumbo nucifera (sacred lotus)
Lineage: Eukaryota; Viridiplantae; Streptophyta; Magnoliopsida; Proteales; Nelumbonaceae
Source: RefSeq, a predicted model, not a curated record
UUUUACUGGGCGUUCUCUCAAAAGUUCACACGUCAAGAUAUUAUUAUUGCUAACUUGAUGUUCUUUCUUCCAGUUAAGGCUGCGUAAUCCAAACACAGAAAAUAAGCUUUCUUAGGAAGAGAACAAAACAAGCCAUAGAACAUGAACAGUGUGGCAAUCCCUCCACGGAACUCCUGAAACGGCUUUCCGUUUGCAGCCGAGCAUGUUCAUUCCGUGCGCUUGGCCAUUUACUUCUGUUUGGCACAUUACCUAUACGUAACCAAUAGCGAUGGGUUCCUCCUCCCAAGAACAACGUACGUAACUCCUUUCAGAUUUAUCAACCUCUCUGCUUUCAUUUGAUCAUGAUGACGAUACCAUCAGAUUACCUUCUUGAUACGGAUGAUCUCCUGAGUCCUGAGUGAGCUAACCUUUAGUAACUGACAUCCAUGGUCUUGGGUAUCAUGGAGCUUGCCUCUGUCUUACGUGCAAGUUUUGAACUUGUUGCUAUACUCAUCGACUCAUCCUUUUUCUGGUAACUUCUACAGCUGGAGACCUUGGGUACUCUAGUGGUUAAAGCGCCUUCACAUAUAUAGAGUUGUGACUUGUGAAGAGUUGCAGAGGAGGAAAACAGAAGCAGAGAGAGAGAGAGAGAGAGAGAGAGAGAGCUGAGAUGGAGUGGAGGAUGUUCUAUCUGGAUUUGGUGAUGGUGCCUCCAGCGCUGCUGGUCACAAUUGUCUAUAACGGUUUGUUAUGGUAUAAAGUUCGAACCAAACCACUCACCACCGUCAUCGGUGUCGAUUCAAUCUGCCGGCGUGCAUGGGUCUCUGCCAUGAUGAAGGAUAAUGACAAGAAGAAUAUAUUAGCCGUUCAGACCAUUCGAAAUGCGAUUAUGGGUUCGACCCUGAUGGCCACCACAUCGAUCCUGCUUUGCACUGGCUUAGCGGCUGUCCUCAGUAGCACUUAUAGUAUUAAGAAACCACUUAAUGACGAUGUCUUUGGAGCGCAUGGUGAAUUCAUGAUGGCGUUGAAAUAUGUCACUCUCCUCUUGAUCUUUCUCUUUGCUUUUCUCUGUUAUUCUCUGUCUAUUCGGUUUGUGAACCAGGUGAACUUCCUCAUCAACUCCACUCAGGACCCUUUGGGCAUAGUGACUCCCGAAUAUAUCUCUGAACUACUGGAGAAAAGUUUCACCCUCAACACUGUUGGCAACAGGCUUUUCUACUCAGCCCUACCUCUUCUUCUUUGGAUCUUUGGUCCAGUACUUGUCUUCUUGAGUUCAAUAACCAUGGUUCCAAUACUGUACAAUCUGGAUUUUGUUUUUGGGGGUGGGAAGAGUGAGAUCAAGGAGAAGGUUGGCGAGAAGAACAAGGAUUUUGUAUCAGUGUGAAUUGAAUGAGACAAUUAUCAAAGAGCUGCGCUCCCUCAGAUUGAUUGUAUUAGAUGGGUCCUUCCUUUGAUAAUAUGCACUCAUGGGUUCUGCAUAACUGAUUGAAUAUGUGAAGACAUCUCGUUUUUCCAUCUUCGUUAAUUUUAAAAGUUGGUGCUUAUGUGUAUAACAUUUUAAGUAUGGUUGCAUGUAUAUAUUUGUAAUGUGAUUAUUUAACUCGAAGUCGGCUGUAAUAAAAGUGAAAGGAUAUACUUUUUUUUCA